CUUAGGCUACUCAUAGAAAAAGGGGCGUCGGUGCAUGUGCGGGACUCCCGUAAUAACACGCUGCUUCACCGUGCGAGCUCAUAUAACCACGUGGAGGUAGUCAAAUUGUUAAUCGAAGCGGGAAGCGACGUUAAUGCGCGUGGCCGCGAUCAGAAUACUCCCCUACACCUGGCGGCUCGCCUCGGCAAUGGUGGCGUCGCAAGCGCCCGGGUGCUGCUGAGAGCUGGCGCCGAGGUGAACGCUGAAAACAAUAUUGGCGACACGCCGCUUUUUGGCUCACUCAGCGCUUGGGAAUGUAACUCGCGUUGCUUCCGCGUCUGGCCGAUUCUCUUGCGUGCCGGUGCCAAUCUCCCCGCCGACCCGGACCAGUUCCAGACGUUUCUUGCCAGCGGUUAUAUCCGGGGAGUGAUCGACGCGGGCGGCUGGGCAAACUACGAACGCCACCACCUCGACAAGCUCACCGCGAUGCUCACGCCGAAGGAUGAUGGCCGCCGCCGCUCGCCCCGCCGCCUGUCGCCGCUCCGUCGCGUCCCGCCCGAGGUCCUC
Molecule: messenger RNA, 546 nt
Organism: Pelagomonas calceolata
Lineage: Eukaryota; Pelagophyceae; Pelagomonadales; Pelagomonadaceae
Source: the annotation of a GenBank genome assembly